AUGAAUCAGGAUGCUAAACAAUUGCUAUUCUGCAUGGAUUUCAGAUAUAUUACUGAUGUGCUAACAGACGAAGCAGCUUAUGUUUAUGGAUUCCAGUUUAUUGCUUCAUUAAUCAUUCAGAAGUUAUCUAUAUCUUGUUCCAAAUACACAUCUACAUUCAAAGUAAAGGUGGGUGCAGAUCUGCAGGAUGAUAUUUGCAGAUGCAAAUUUAUACAAGAAAUUAUUGGCCCAGACAAAAUAAUGAUGCUGGAUGCAAACCAACAAUGGGAAAUAAAGGAAGCAAUACAGCAGGUCAAAACAGCUGAAUUUAAACCCUUGUGGAUUAAGAAGCCAACUUUUCCAGAUGAGGAUAUGCAUGUCCAGACGGGACCUGCAAUCAUUUCAAAAGCCUUAGCACUGCUAGGAAUUGAUGUGGCAACCAGAGAACUUUGCCACAACAGAGUGAUAUUUAAACAGCUUCUGCAAGCUAAGGCCUUGAGUUAUAUCCAAAUUGACAGCUGCAGGCUUGGAAGUGUGAACAAAAACUUGUCUGUGCUGCUGAUAGCCAAAAAGUUCCAGAAAUGGACUAUGUGA
Tauraco erythrolophus (red-crested turaco) is the source of this 573-nucleotide messenger RNA. Lineage: Eukaryota; Metazoa; Chordata; Aves; Musophagiformes; Musophagidae. The record is from RefSeq and is a predicted model, not a curated record.